Messenger RNA from Pteronotus mesoamericanus, 5246 nucleotides. It is a transcript of the gene CHM, whose product is annotated as CHM Rab escort protein. The coding region runs from base 57 to 1985 and encodes 642 amino acids. The transcript is spliced from 15 exons. The record is from RefSeq and is a predicted model, not a curated record. Gene Ontology annotation, biological process: intracellular protein transport; protein geranylgeranylation; small GTPase-mediated signal transduction. NCBI's taxonomy places the organism in Eukaryota, Metazoa, Chordata, Mammalia, Chiroptera, Mormoopidae. Gene Ontology annotation, cellular component: Rab-protein geranylgeranyltransferase complex; cytosol; nucleus. Gene Ontology annotation, molecular function: GDP-dissociation inhibitor activity.
GCCUAACUCGCUCUCCUUUCUACAAGUAAUAGUCACAUGACACGUUUCCUGUCAAGAUGGCGGACAAUCUCCCGUCGGAGUUUGAUGUGAUCGUAAUAGGGACGGGUUUGCCUGAGUCCAUCAUUGCGGCUGCAUGUUCAAGAAGUGGCCAGAGGGUUCUGCAUGUUGAUUCAAGAAGCUACUAUGGAGGAAACUGGGCCAGUUUUAGCUUUUCAGGUCUGUUGUCCUGGAUAAAGGAAUACCAGGAAGAUAGCGACAUUGUGAAUGAUGGCCCAGCAUGGCAUGAACAGGUCCUUGAAGAUGAAGAAGCCAUUGCUCUUGGCAAGAGGGACAGAACCAUUCAACAUGUGGAAGUGUUUUGUUAUGCCAGUCAGGAUUUGCACGAAGGUGUCGAAGAGGCUGGUGCACUGCAGAAAAACCACGCAUUGGUGGCGUCGGCGACCUCCACGGAAGCCGCAGGUUUGGCCUGCCCGUCCCUGGAAGACGAGUCAUCGCGCACUGCGAGCUGUGAAGGGCCCACGGAACCAGCUCCGAGCCACGAUCCAGAGAACGCUCUGGAAGUAAAUGAUGCCGAAGUGACAGGGGAGAAAGAAAACCAUUGUGACGAUAAAACUUGUGUGCUGUCAACCUCAGAGGAAACAAGUGACAAUGUGCCUGGAGCAGAAGACAGGAAAAACAGGAUUACUUACUCGCAAAUUGUUAAAGAAGGCAGGAGAUUUAAUAUCGAUUUGGUAUCAAAGCUCCUGUAUUCUCGGGGAUUGCUAAUUGAUCUCCUAAUCAAAUCUAAUGUCAGUCGCUAUGCAGAGUUCAAAAAUAUUACCAGGAUUCUUGCAUUUCGAGAAGGAAGAGUGGAACAGGUUCCUUGUUCAAGAGCAGAUGUCUUCAAUAGCAAACAACUAACAAUGGUAGAAAAGCGAAUGCUAAUGAAGUUUCUUACGUUUUGUAUGGAGUUUGAGGAACAUCCUGAUGAAUAUAAAGCCUAUGAGGAGAUGACAUUUUCUGAAUAUUUAAAAACUCAAAACUUAACUCCCAAUCUGCAAUAUUUUGUUCUGCAUUCGAUCGCGAUGACGUCAGGGACGGCCAGCAGCACCGUCGAGGGCCUCAGAGCUACCAGAAACUUCCUGCACUGUCUCGGGCGCUACGGCAACACCCCCUUCCUGUUUCCUUUGUACGGCCAUGGGGAGCUCCCCCAGUGUUUCUGCAGGAUGUGUGCUGUAUUUGGUGGAAUCUAUUGUCUUCGCCAUUCAGUGCACUGCUUUGUUGUGGACAAAGAAUCCAGAAAAUGCAAAGCAAUCAUAGAUCAGUUUGGUCAGAGAAUAAUGGCUAAGCAUUUCCUCGUGGAAGACAGUUACUUUUCUGAGAACACGUGUUCGCACGUGCAAUACAGGCAGAUUUCCAGGGCGGUCCUGAUUACAGAUAGAUCUGUCCUGCAAGCGGAUUCAGAUCAACAGAUUUCCGUUCUCACAGUGCCACCGGAGGAAGCGGGAACUUCCGCCGUGCGCGUCGUUGAGUUAUGUUCUUCAACAAUGACAUGCAUGAAGGGCACACAUUUGGUUCAUUUGACUUGCAUGUCUUCUAAAACAGCAAGAGAAGAUUUAGAACCAGUUGUGCAGAAAUUGUUUACUCCAUAUACGGAAAUGGACAUAGAAAAUGAAGUUGAAAAACCAAGACUUCUAUGGGCUCUUUACUUCAAUAUGAGAGAUUCUUCAGACGUCAGCAGGAACGCUUACAGUGAUUUACCAUCCAACGUUCACGUCUGCUCCGGCCCGGACUGUGGUUUAGGAAAUGAUAAUGCAGUCCAACAGGCUCAGGCGCUCUUUCAGCAAAUGUGCUCCAAUGAAGAGUUCUGCCCGCCCCCCCCAAAUCCUGAAGACAUCAUUCUGGACGGAGACAGUUUACAAUCGGGGGCUUCGGAACCUGGCGUCGUACCAGAGGCUCCCAAGGAAAGCGCAGACCUCGGAAAGCCGGAGGAGCUCUCUGAGUAACAGAUACACAGCAAACCUGGGUAUCGCAGAGUCUUCUCGAUCUACCAACGGUUUGAAAAAUCUUCUAAAGCAGCGCUCGCUUGUCGCGCAGAACUCCCCAGAGACACAGGCCUAAAAAUCCAGAAGGGAGUUUUCCUUAAAGAGGACAUUUCAAGAACACACAAUACUUGUAAAGCACAUCGACUCACCUGCUUUUAAGGUACCAAACCUGUGGAGUUACCAGAUAAGAAUGACAAAUGGAUUGUUUGCCAGGAACAUAGCUUUGGAGAUGAAAGUGAUCCUAUGCAUUGUUAAUAAUUCCGUGCUUUUGCUUUGCCACUUUGGAUUUGGAUCUUUGUUUGAAAGCCACAUAUGUGUUCAGCAUCAGCUCACUUAUUUCCUCUCAUUAUUUGAAUUAUACUUUCUUUCAGGGUGUGAGCAUCCUGACAGAGAAGAUAAAAGCCUAUGUCAAUGUUAUUAAGAAAAAGGAAGUACCGUAUUUCGCCAUGUAUAAUGCACUUUUUUUUUUGGCCCAAAUUUUUGAAGGAAAAAUAAGGAUGCGCAUCAGACAUGGGUAGUACCUGAAAUCCCUUGUAGCUGUUCUUGUGUUUUGUAAUUAUUUGUUACAUAAAAUUUCUUGUACCAUACUAUGCUCAAAAAGAGAUGCUAAACUUCCUUUAUAAUAUGAAAAACAAGUACUUAAAUAAAAAUAAAUAAAAACUGGAUUAAAAAUUAAAAGAUUUUUUUCCUGAAACUUUGGGCCAAAAAUGUGGGUGCGCAUUAUGCACGGCAAAAUACGGUAUUGUGACCCAACGGGAACCUGUAUUUGGAAUAGAGGUUUUGUUUUCUUGAGAAGUAUUGAAAAGCUAAUACAAAAGUAGAUGUUUUUAACAAAUCAUGAAUCCAUUGCUUAAGAGUUUUUUAAUGUUAGUACUGAUUUUUAUAUUUGAAUCAUUUACACAGUAGGAAAGCUCAGCACUGAAAAAAAUGGAAGGAAAGAUGUGGAUAAGCUCAUUGGACUUUGGAAGCACUGGACGUAACUGUCCUAAUUGUCUAUGGACCUAAUUUAGUGCGAGCCACGCUACUGAUGAUAUUAGACAACUACUGUUUAAUUUCUGGGCCUUGGUGUCUCCAUAUGGAAGGUGGAAAUAGUAAUACCCUGCCUAUUUUCUAAGAACGAUUUUAAAGAUUAAUGCAGUGCCAUCUUUAGAAUGGUUUUUCUGGGGAAAAAGUCAUCUCUUCAUUUUCCCAUCGACUUGAAGGUGACUCUCAAAAAUCUGAGGCUGCAAGCAAUUAUUGACAACAAAUAGUUGUUUGUCGUCAACUUCCGCGACACUGUGGAUCACGGUGUUUUUAUUGCACUAGGACUUUUAUAGUCGUAUAGACCAGUAAAUAUAGUAACAUGUCAAAUUCUGCUUUUGAAUCUUAAUAAGGAAAACACUUCAUAAGGAUCAUUUUUUUUAUAUAUCUCUUCAGAUAGAUAAACCUGAAAGCACCCAGGACUCUGAAUAGAAUAUAACAAUUGGUAAAUUCUAGAACUCCCUUGAUAUAAAAUGUGAGGGCUCUACCCAGGCAGCAAAUCUAGUGACGGUGACUCUAUUAAAAUUUUUUGUCCAAAUGCCAAUCUCUGAUGGUUUACUUUUUUGAGCUACAGUGUGGAUUGAACAAUUUAUCUCAAUAUAGGAAAACAUAGGAAGUUUCUUGGUGUGCAACCCACCCGGUAGUGCUGAGCAGGGAGCCGUGACUGCAGCACAAAGCGCAGAGGUCUUGCAGACUUCAGCUGCAGGAGCUCUGGCCUCUCCAGAUUUCCAGGAACGUGUUAAGGAAAGUUAGCUGGUCAGGUCCCAGCACACGCGCAAUGAAAGCCAAGGACUGUAUCUCUCGCCUGGCAUCCAACCUCCUUCCACUAGAGGUGGAUCCCGGUGCGAGGACCUUUCCAGCCCCUCAGGCUACUCCCAAUCGCUCUGCCCCUCCCCUGUGUCUACUUCCUUCUCCCUCUCUCUUCCUUUUCUGCAAUACUAUACAAAUCAGGGACAGUGGAAUCACAUGAUAAUCGACUUUGUUCUAUGGAUUCAGAUCUUCCUAAUGUCAAAUCAUGUUUCCUGAAUCCCAAGCACAGCAUGCGCUACGUGCCCAAUCCAUACCUACAAUACAUACCCCAGACCCCUGCUCCUCUCUACCAGCAAUAUAUUAUAAGGUUCCCCUGUAUGACAGUAAGGAGUCGGAAUACAAUUGCACUAAUUAAGAUGUUGUACUUUGUCCUAGUCUUAGAGUUCAGGCCUCUGGAAUAGAGCAUGCACAUUUAUGUAUCUAAACAGCCAAUCACAGGAGGCCAAGGAUAGUCUGUGGUUUCAUCCAUUACCCAGCAUCAGAAUCUCUCUUCCAGGUUAUUCGAGCCUGUGGAAAUGUUUAAAACCCCGUAAAUAUGAUUAGUGAUGAUUAAGAUAAUACACAACUGUUCAAAACAUUGUGUUAGAGAAAGUUAGGUAUUUCCUGUUGCCUCAAAAUGUAAACGUUAUUUUAAGAGCUUUCUUUUCAGUGAUCUUAAUUACUGCGAAUAAAUAUUUGUUCAUUUUUUUUAAGUCAAAAAAAGAAAACCCUUUUAGUUCUGUGGUAAAACCAUAAGCCUGAAGUCCUAUGAAUAAAAUUAAUGUGUUGUACAUGAUGCAGAAAUUUCAGUAACUAAUGUAAAGCUUUAAAAAGUGCUAUUAUCAAAGAAUUUUGAUUCAUGUGUUUAAAGUGUUUAGUUAUGCAUGCUUCUCAUUAAUCAAACUUGAUGAUGCCAUUCAGUUUAGUGAUCAAUAUGAAAAGUUACCCUGUUGCUACUGUAUUUUUGUCUAGUUGGUAUGCCUGCCAGAAAAACAAAUAUAUAUCUAUAAUAAACUUAUAUAUUUUUCUAUAGGAAUACUGAGUGGUUUUUUUCCCGAUCUCCUGUGAUAUUUAGUUCCUAUAGUAAAAUCUCCACAUUAAUGAUUAACCUUAGAAUGGUCUCAAGUAACGGCUGCGGUAAUGGUUAACUUCUAUCACAGCAAUAGUUCCUUCGAAGGCAGCCUUCGUCUGAAGACCCAAAGACCUCAGUAUUUUGUUGAAAUUGAAUUGCUAAAGAGUAGUGAUUCUUUAAAGCAGGAAUGAAACGAUUCUCUUACAAACAAGUUAUUUACUGCUAUUGGUAGUCAAUCAUUCAUCUCUCUGCUCUCGGUUAUCUUAUAUCCAUUUCAAAAAGCAUGAACAUAUGAUUAUUCAUAACUUGCAUACUGUAACAGUAAGUUUUUAAAGGAAAUA